AUGGGAGGCCAAACCAAGGGCAAAAAGAAGAACAAAGCCAAGAGGAAAGAUCCGCGCUCUAACGGAGGUAUGUGACGUAUCUAACGCGUUAGCUAGAUCGCUAUAAAGGACAACUAGUGUUGUCUAUGUGUGAUAUCUGUAAUAUCAUGUGUGAUAACUACAGUGCCUUCAGAAAGUAUUCAUACCGCUUGACUUAUUCCAUAUUUUGUUGUCUUACAGCCGGAAUUCAAAAUUGAUUAAAUAUUUUUUUCCUCUCCCAUCUACACACAAUACCAAAUCAAAUGUAUUUAUAAAGCCCUUUUUAUAUCAGCAGUGCUUAUACAGAAACCCAGCCUAAAACCCCAAACAGCAAACAAUGCAGAUGUAGAAGAACGGUGGCUAGGAAAAACUCCCUAGAAAGGCAGGAACCUAGGAAGAAACCUAUAGAGCAGGGGUGUCAAACAUACGGCCCGCGGGCCGGAUCAGGCCCGCAAACGGGUUUAAUCCGGCCCGCGAGAUGAUUUUGAAUAAUAAAAAAAAAAAAAAAUUAUUUUUAUUUUUUAUUUUUAUUAAAGUAUAAAAAUGCGCUGCAAUUUUUCAAUAAAAUAAACUGCUGUUCCAAUUGAGUCCACUGGAUGGCGCAAUAGCAAUUGUGUUAAGCAAGCAAACUGUUUAUACCGGGGCAGAGCAAGUAGGUCAAGCACGUGCAGCCAAUGAGCUACUUUGUUUUGCCCUCGAUAUUUAUUACGGCUUCUACUUUUAACAUUAUGUGCUUUGGCACCCUCAUUGCCCCAAUAUGUCUCUGUCAAAAAAGUGAAAAGUGGACGCAGAGUGUUCCAAGAAAAAUGGUCGUCCUAUUUAAUCACGGAAUUGAAUGGGAAAGCUGUAUGUUUGGUGUGUUCAGAGCAUGUUGCAGUGCUGAAAGAAUAUAACCUUCGUAGCAACUAUGUGAGUCUUCAUGCCGACAAAUAUGACAACUUUCAAGGACAGCGGAGAUGAGAGAAGGUGAAUGAACUGUUGGCGGGUCUGAAGAAACAGCAGUCUGUGUUUACUCACAGCCGAGACAUCAGUGACGCUGCAGUGAAAGCUAGCUACCUCAUUGCUAAUGAAAUCGCAGUGGCUUCAAAACCAUUUAGUGAGGGUGAAUUUGUAAAAACAUGCAUGAUGAAGGCAGCGGAGAUUGUGUGCCCUGAAAAGCGGCAGGCUUUUGCAAAUAUCAGCCUGACAAGAAACACAGUUGCAGACAGGAUUUCCGAUCUUUCAGUGGAUUUGGACAGCCAGUUGAAGCAAAAAGUAAAGUCAUUUAUUGCGUUUUCGGUUGCAAUUGAUGAAAGCACGGACAUUACAGAUGUUGCACAACUGGCCAUUUUUUCAUCCGCGGAGUUGAUGACACAUUGACCGUCACCGAGGAGUUUGUGGAGUUGGUGCCGAUGACAGAUACAACGACAGCAGCUGAUAUUUUUACCGCACUCGUCGGCGCGCUGGACAGGGUCGGAGUGGACUGGUCCCGCGCUGUCAGCCUGGCUACAGAUGGUGCGCCCUCAAUGAUCGGGAAAAAAGCAGGCGUUGUGACAAAGUUCAGAGAGAAAGUGCAAUCUGCAAAUGGAGGACGUGAUUUUUUGACUUUUCACUGUAUUUUGCACCAGGAGGCUUUGUGUUGCAACUCAUUAAAGAUGGAUAACGUCAUGAAGGUGGUCAUCCAAACUGUUAAUUUCAUCCGAUCCAGAAGCCUGAAUCACCGUCAGUUUGACAGCCUUCUCAGAGAGAAAGACCACAUCUAUGGCCUGCCAUACCACACUGAGGUAAUAUGGUUAAGCCGAGGUGCUGUGCUGAGGCGUUUCUUUGAUUUACGAGAAGAAAUUGAACAGUUCAUGAAAGAAAAGGGCAAACCAGUGUUAGAAUUUCAUUCCGCAGAAUGGAUGCCGGACCUUGCAUUUAUGGUGGAUGUUACAGAGCACCUGAAUAACUUGAACAAACAGCUGCAAGGGCGCAACAAAGUUGUCACGCAGUAUUAUGACAGCAUACGUUCUUUCAAGUUGAAGCUGUCAUUGUGGGAGACGCAACUUGCCGGUGGUGAUGCAGCUCACUUCCCCUGUCUGAAAAAUGUGUGCGCGACCCAAUAUGUGGCAGACAUGAAGCGGUUCAAAGAUAAAAUAACUGGACUGUUACGGGAGUUUGAGCAACGCUUUCAGAUUUAUGUUUAUAUGUUUUUAUGUUGAUGUGCUAUUGUUUUUAAUUGAUUUUAUUUUAUUUGUAUAUUUAACCUAUUCUUGACUCUGUGGUUCUUGCACUUGUUUGGGGAACAGGAUUUCAUUAUUUUUAUCUACAUUUCUGCCUGAGAAAUGACACCCUGAUAUAGUUCUGUGAUCUGUGAAACAGUUCUGUUAAUCACUGAGGCAUUGUGUGUUUGUGUGUUCUUUUUCUUUAGAAUUUUCAAAUAAACUUGACGUGUUUUAUGAUUAAUAGUGAUGUUGUGCUUGUACUAUUUUGGACACACUGUCCUCAGGCUCCAGCUUUAUGUUGUAUGUUGAUCGUAUUAAAACAAAGGAAACAAUCUGAAGUUGUUGUUUUUAAGUUAUAUAUACCAUGAUUUUUCCGGUCCGGCCCACUUGGGAAUAGAUUUUCCUCCAUGUGGCCCCUGAGCUAAAAUGAGUUUGACACCCCUGCUAUAGAGGAACCAGGCUCUGAGGGGUGGCCAGUCCUUUUCUGGUGGUGCUGGGUGGAGAUUAUAAGAGUACAUAGCCAGUAAGGCCAGAUUGUUCUUCAAGAUGUUCAAAUGUUCAUAGAUGACCAGCAGGGUCAAAUAAUAAUCACAGUGGUUGUAGAGGGUGCAACAGGUCAGUACCUCAGGAAUAAAUGUCAGUUGGCUUUUCAUAGCCGAGCAUUCAGAGGUCGAGACAGCAAGUCUGGGACAAGGUACAGUAGCAAGUCCGGUGAACAGGUCAGGGUUCCAUAGCUAAAGGCAGAACAGUUGAAACUGGAGCAGCAGCACGACCUGGUGGACUGGGGACAACCAGGAGUCAUCAGGCCAGGUAGUCCUGAGGCAUGGUCCUAGGGCUCAGGUCUUCCGGGAGGGGAGGAAGAGAGAGAUAAUUAGAGGGAGCAUACAUAAAUCCACACAGGACACAAGAUAAGACAGGAGAAUUACACCAGAUAUAACAGACUGACCCUAGACCCCGGCCCAUAGACUAUUGCAGCAUAGAUACUGGAGGCUGAGACGGGGGGGUCGGGGGACACUGGCCCCUUCAGACGAUACCCCCGGACAGGGCCAACCAGGCAGGAUAUAACCCCACCCGCUUUGCCAAAGCACAGCCCCCAAACCACUAGAGCAGGGGUGUCAAACUCAUUUUAGCUCAGGGGCCACAUGGAGGAAAAUCUAUUCCCAAGUGGGCCGGACCGGAAAAAUCAUGGUAUAUAUAACUUAAAAACAACAACUUCAGAUUGUUUCCUUUGUUUUAAUACGAUCAACAUACAACAUAAAGCUGGAGCCUGAGGACAGUGUGUCCAAAAUAGUACAAGCACAACAUCACUAUUAAUCAUAAAACACGUCAAGUUUAUUUGAAAAUUCUAAAGAAAAAGAACACACAAACACACAAUGCCUCAGUGAUUAACAGAACUGUUUCACAGAUCACAGAACUAUAUCAGGGUGUCAUUUCUCAGGCAGAAAUGUAGAUAAAAAUAAUGAAAUCCUGUUCCCCAAACAAGUGCAAGAACCACAGAGUCAAGAAUAGGUUAAAUAUACAAAUAAAAUAAAAUCAAUUAAAAACAAUAGCACAUCAACAUAAAAACAUAUAAACAUAAAUCUGAAAGCGUUGCUCAAACUCCCGUAACAGUCCAGUUAUUUUAUCUUUGAACCGCUUCAUGUCUGCCACAUAUUGGGUCGCGCACACAUUUUUCAGACAGGGGAAGUGAGCUGCAUCACCACCGGCAAGUUGCGUCUCCCACAAUGACAGCUUCAACUUGAAAGAACGUAUGCUGUCAUAAUACUGCGUGACAACUUUGUUGCGCCCUUGCAGCUGUUUGUUCAAGUUAUUCAGGUGCUCUGUAACAUCCACCAUAAAUGCAAGGUCCGGCAUCCAUUCUGCGGAAUGAAAUUCUAACACUGGUUUGCCCUUUUCUUUCAUGAACUGUUCAAUUUCUUCUCGUAAAUCAAAGAAACGCCUCAGCACAGCACCUCGGCUUAACCAUAUUACCUCAGUGUGGUAUGGCAGGCCAUAGAUGUGGUCUUUCUCUCUGAGAAGGCUGUCAAACUGACGGUGAUUCAGGCUUCUGGAUCGGAUGAAAUUAACAGUUUGGAUGACCACCUUCAUGACGUUAUCCAUCUUUAAUGAGUUGCAACACAAAGCCUCCUGGUGCAAAAUACAGUGAAAAGUCAAAAAAUCACGUCCUCCAUUUGCAGAUUGCACUUUCUCUCUGAACUUUGUCACAACGCCUGCUUUUUUCCCGAUCAUUGAGGGCGCACCAUCUGUAGCCAGGCUGACAGCGCGGGACCAGUCCACUCCGACCCUGUCCAGCGCGCCGACGAGUGCGGUAAAAAUAUCAGCUGCUGUCGUUGUAUCGGUCAUCGGCACCAACUCCACAAACUCCUCGGUGACGGUCAAUGUGUCAUCAACUCCGCGGAUGAAAAAAUGGCCAGUUGUGCAACAUCUGUAAUGUCCGUGCUUUCAUCAAUUGCAACCGAAAACGCAAUAAAUGACUUUACUUUUUGCUUCAACUGGCUGUCCAAAUCCACUGAAAGAUCGGAAAUCCUGUCUGCAACUGUGUUUCUUGUCAGGCUGAUAUUUGCAAAAGCCUGCCGCUUUUCAGGGCACACAAUCUCCGCUGCCUUCAUCAUGCAUGUUUUUACAAAUUCACCCUCACUAAAUGGUUUUGAAGCCACUGCGAUUUCAUUAGCAAUGAGGUAGCUAGCUUUCACUGCAGCGUCACUGAUGUCUCGGCUGUGAGUAAACACAGACUGCUGUUUCUUCAGACCCGCCAACAGUUCAUUCACCUUCUCUCAUCUCCGCUGUCCUUGAAAGUUGUCAUAUUUGUCGGCAUGAAGACUCACAUAGUUGCUACGAAGGUUAUAUUCUUUCAGCACUGCAACAUGCUCUGAACACACCAAACAUACAGCUUUCCCAUUCAAUUCCGUGAUUAAAUAGGACGACCAUUUUUCUUGGAACACUCUGCGUCCACUUUUCACUUUUUUGACAGAGACAUAUUGGGGCAAUGAGGGUGCCAAAGCACAUAAUGUUAAAAGUAGAAGCCGUAAUAAAUAUCGAGGGCAAAACAAAGUAGCUCAUUGGCUGCACGUGCUUGACCUACUUGCUCUGCCCCGGUAUAAACAGUUUGCUUGCUUAACACAAUUGCUAUUGCGCCAUCCAGUGGACUCAAUUGGAACAGCAGUUUAUUUUAUUGAAAAAUUGCAGCGCAUUUUUAUACUUUAAUAAAAAUAAAAAAUAUUUUUUUAUUUUUUUAUUUUUUAUUAUUCAAAAUCAUCUCGCGGGCCGGAUUAAACCCGUUUGCGGGCCUGAUCCGGCCCGCGGGCCGUAUGUUUGACACCCCUGCACUAGAGGGAUCAUCAACAGACCACCAACUUACUACCCAGAGAUACCCCAUAAUGACAAAGUGAAAACAUGUUUUUAGAAGAAAAAUAAAAUAAUGAAAUACAGAUAUAUAUAAUUUACAUAAGUAUUCACACACCUGAGUCACCUUUGGUAUCGAUUACAGCUGUGAGUCUUUCUGGGUAAGUCUCAAAGUGCUUUCCACACCUGGAUUGUGCAACAUUUGGCCAUUAUUCUUGAAAAAAAUAUUCAUGUUCUGUCAAAUUGGUUAUUGAUCUUUGCUAGACAACCAUUUGCAGGUCUUGCCAUAGAUUUAAGUCAAAACUGUAACUCGGCCACUUAGGAACAUUCACUGUCUUCUUGGUAAGCAACCCCAGUGUAGAUUUGGCCUUGUGUUUUGUGGUUAUCCUGCUGAAUGGUGAUUUCAUCUCCCAGUGUCUGGUGGAAAGCAGUCUGAACCAGGUUUUUCUCUAGGACUUUGCCUGUGCUUUGCUCCAUUUGGUUUAUUUUUUUAUUCUCCCCAGUCCUUAACGAUUACAAGCAUACCCAUAACAUGAUGCAGCCACCACUAUGCUUGAAAAUAUGAAGAGUGGUACUCAGUAAUGUGUUUUAUUGGAUUUGUCCCAAACAUAACACUUUCUUUGCCACAUUUUUUGCAGUAUUACUUUAGUGCCUUGUUGCAAACAGAAUGCAUGUUUUGGAAUAUUUGUAUUCUGUACAGGCUUUCUUCUUUUCACUCUGUCAAUUAGGUUAGUAUUGUGGAGUGUUUGUGGGCCUAUGUAGCUAAGUGUUUAUCUAUGAUCGAAUGCUAUCCAUGUUUUUUGUAUGUUCUGUUUAUCUGUGAAUUAACCAAUGCUAUUAGGCCACACCCGGCCAUGAUUACAGACACCUGCGUGUGUCCUUUGACACUAUAUAAACUAGUGACCCGCAGUGUUUGUCAUUAUACCCUGAUGAAGACAGCUUGUCUUUCGAAACGUUGGUUAUUAGGAUAUUAAAUUAUUGCAUCUGAGCUCCUAGAGCAGGGGUGUCAAACUCAUUUUAGCUCAGGGGCCACAUUGAGGAAAAUCCAUUCCCAAGUGGGCCGGACCGGAAAAAUCAUGGUAUAUAUAACUUAAAAACAACAACUUCAGAUUGUUUUCUUUGUUUUAAUACGAUCAACAUACAACAUAAAGCUGGAGCCUGAGGACAGUGUGUCCAAAAUAGUACAAGCACAACAUCACUAUUAAUCAUAAAACACGUCAAGUUUAUUUGAAAAUUCUAAAGAAAAAGAACACACAAACACACAAUGCCUCAGUGAUUAACAGAACUGUUUCACAGAUCACAGAACUAUAUCAGGGUGUCAUUUCUCAGGCAGAAAUGUAGAUAAAAAUAAUGAAAUCCUGUUCCCCAAACAAGUGCAAGAACCACAGAGUCAAGAAUAGGUUAAAUAUACAAAUAAAAUAAAAACAAUUAAAAACAAUAGCACAUCAACAUAACAUAUAAACAUAAAGCUGGAGCCUGAGGACAGUGUCCAAAAGCACAACAUCACUAUUAAUCAUAACACCUCAAGUUAUUUGAAAGUUCUGAGGACAAAGAACACACAAACACACAAUGCCUCAGUGAUUCACAGAAGUAUAUCACAGAUCACAGAACUAUAUCAGGGUGUCAUUUCUCAGGCAGAAAUGUAGAUAAAAAUAAUGAAAUCCUGUUCCCCAAACAAGUGCAAGAACCACAGAGUCAAGAAUAGGUUAAAUAUACAAAUAAAAUAAAAUCAAUUAAAAACAAUAGCACAUCAACAUAAAAACAUAUAAACAUAAAUCUGAAAGCGUUGCUCAAACUGCCGUAACAGUCCCGUUAUUUUAUCUUUGAACCGCUUCAUGUCUGCCACAUGUUGGGUCGCGCACACAUUUUUCAGACAGGGGAAGUGAGCUGCAUCACCACCGGCAAGUUGCGUCUCCCACAAUGACAGCUUCAACUUGAAAGAACGUAUGCUGUCAUAAUACUGCGUGACAACUUUGUUGCGCCCUUGCAGCUGUUUGUUCAAGUUAUUCAGGUGCUCUGUAACAUCCACCAUAAAUGCAAGGUCCUGCAUCCAUUCUGCGGAAUGAAAUUCUAACACUGGUUUGCCCUUUUCUUCCAUGAACUGUUCAAUUUCUUCUCGUAAAUCAAAGAAAUGCCUCAGCACAGCACCUCGGCUUAACCAUAUUACCUCAGUGUGGUAUGGCAGGCCAUAGAUGUGGUCUUUCUCUCUGAGAAGGCUGUCAAACUGACGGUGAUUCAGGCUUCUGGAUCGGAUGAAAUUAACAGUUUGGAUGACCACCUUCAUGACGUUAUCCAUCUUUAAUGACUUGCAACACAAAGCCUCCUGGUGCAAAAUACAGUGAAAAGUCAAAAAAUCACGUCCUCCAUUUGCAGAUUGCACUUUCUCUCUGAACUUUGUCACAACGCCUGCUUUUUUCCCGAUCAUUGAGGGCGCACCAUCUGUAGCCAGGCUGACAGCGCGGGACCAGUCCACUCCGACCCUGUCCAGCGCGCCGACGAGUGCGGUAAAAAUAUCAGCUGCUGUCGUUGUAUCUGUCAUCGGCACCAACUCCACAAACUCCUCAGUGACGGUCAAUGUGUCAUCAACUCCGCGGAUGAAAAAAUGGCCAGUUGUGCAACAUCUGUAAUGUCCGUGCUUUCAUCAAUUGCAACUGAAAACGCAAUAAAUGACUUUACUUUUUGCUUCAACUGGCUGUCCAAAUCCACUGAAAGAUCGGAAAUCCUGUCUGCAACUGUGUUUCUUGUCAGGCUGAUAUUUGCAAAAGCCUGCCGCUUUUCAGGGCACACAAUCUCCGCUGCCUUCAUCAUGCAUGUUUUUACAAAUUCACCCUCACUAAAUGGUUUUGAAGCCACUGCGAUUUCAUUAGCAAUGAGGUAGCUAGCUUUCACUGCAGCGUCACUGAUGUCUCGGCUGUGAGUAAACACAGACUGCUGUUUCUUCAGACCCGCCAACAGUUCAUUCACCUUCUCUCAUCUCCGCUGUCCUUGAAAGUUGUCAUAUUUGUCGGCAUGAAGACUCACAUAGUGGUGACGAAGGUUAUAUUCUUUCAGCACUGCAACAUGCUGUGAACACACCAAACAUACAGCUUUCCCAUUCAAUUCCGUGAUUAAAUAGGAUGACCAUUUUUCUUGGAACACUCUGCACUCUGCGUCCACUUUUCUCAUUUUUGACAGAGACAUAUUGGGGCAAUGAGGGUGCCAAAGCACAUAAUGUUAAAAGUAGAAGCCGUAAUAAAUAUCGAGGGCAAAACAAAGUAGCUCAUUGGCUGCACGUGCUUGACCUACUUGCUCUGCCCCGGUAUAAACAGUUUGCUUGCUUAACACAAUUGCUAUUGCGCCAUCCAGUGGACGCAAUUGGAACAGCAGUUUAUUUUAUUGAAAAAUUGCAGCGCAUUUUUAUACCAUACAAAUGUAUUUUUUUUUUUUUUUUUUUUUUUUUUUUAUCAUCUCGCGGGCCGGAUUAAACCCGUUUGCGGGCCUGAUCCGGCCCGCGGGCCGUACGUUUGACACCCCUGUCCUAGAGUGUGCAGCGUUCCUUUUCUUUUUCAAGUGUUUUACUCCGUUAGCCAGCACCUCGCCUAAAUAGGUGUGCGUUUCUUUCGCCUCUAUAGUAUUGUGGAGUAACUACAAUGUUGUUGAUCCAUCCUCAGUUUUCUCCUAUCACAGCCAUUAAUCUCAGUAAAACCGUUUUAAAGCCACCAUUGGCCUCAAUGUGAAAUCGCUGAGCGGUUUCCUUCCUCUACAGCAACUGAGUUAGGAAGGACACCUGUAUAUGUGUAGUGACUGGGUGUAUUGAUACACCAUCCAAAGUGUAAUGAAUAACUUCACAAUGCUUAAAGGGAUUUUCAAUGUCUGCUUUUUUUUUUUUUUUACCUUCUACCAAUAGGUGCCCUUCUUUGUGGUUGAAUCUGUGUUUGAUAUUCACUGCUCGACUAAAUUACCUUACAGAUAAUUGUAUGUGUGGGGCACAGAGAUGAGGUAGUCAUUCAAAAAUCAUGUUAAACAUUAUUAUUGCACACAGAGUGAGUCCAUGCAACUUAUAAUGUGACUUGUUAAGGACAUUUUUACUCCUGAACUUUAGGCUCGUCAUAACAAAGGGGUUGAAUACUUAUUGACUCAAGACUUUUCAGCUUUUCAUAAAAAAAUGUUAAAAACAUAAUUCCACUUUGACAAAAAAAACCUCAAUUUAAUCAAUUUUCUAUUCAGGCUGUAACACAACAAAAUGUGGAAAAAGUCAAGGGGUGUGAAUACUUUCUGAAGGCACUGUGCCUCGCUAGUCUGCUUUGGAAAGAACAAGCUAGCGAGCUAACUUGCUAGCUAGCUACAGUAACAGUAACCAGACUUAUAUAGGCUAUUGUUGACAAUAGGGACUGUGUUUCAACAGGCUCUGGAGUGGCAGGUCUGUCACCUCAAGAUAGAAUGAAGCUGAAGAUGCAGGAGAAAGCCAAGAAGAAAACCGCUGAGAAAUAUACUGUAGAACAACUACUGGAGAAGGUAGGUCACACACAAACACACACCAGACAUACUCUCUCUUUCUCCUGUUUCAGAUGGAGUCAGGAGUGUGUGGACAGUUUGGAGUUUGCCACACGCUGUACACUAACAUCUGUGUUGUGUUUCAGACGGAGGAGUGUAUGGACAGUUUGGAGUUUGAGAUGGCGGGGAGGUUCUGUCAGCGAGCACUAGAGGUGGAGCCUGACAACCUCCUUACCUUGGACCUGCUAGGACACAUCCACUCUGAACUGGGAGACACACAGAGGGCCAAGGAAAUAUCCUUCAGUGUCUGUGUGUAUGGUGUUUGGAUGCAUCUCUGUGUGCAUGUGUGUGUUCCUUAGCCCCAGCUCUAAGUGUUUCUGCGUGCGGUGCAGUUGAGUCCUGAUGAGGGUCAUAGUAAAUACAUGUCUCUAGGGCAGAUACACACAGGCCAGGAGGCUGUGCAAUACUACACCAAAGGAAUACAGAUACUACUGUGUAUGCUGGAGAAACACGCACAAGCGACAGUGAGUACACACACACACACUAAUUAUGGAUUUUGUUGAAUGCAUGUCUAACACAGAACACUAGGAGGAGCUGUUGCUUCAGUCUGAACACACACAUAAACUGACUGUCAUAAACUGGCAGCCAGAGAUGCUGAAUUCUUCUACCUCAACCAUCCCCCUGUCACCCCAGGCAGGCGCAGGAGCAGAGGCAGCAGCCUCCCCGCUCCACGACUCGGGGUCAGAGAUCCCGACAGCCAGAGAUGUGUGUGUGGCCUACUGUUCUGUGGCAGAGAUCUACUUCACUGACCUCUGGUAACACACAAAUCAAAUCAAUUAUAUAUACAUUUUUGUUUCCUGAAAGGCCUGUUGUGUAUUGAAUUCACAGAUUUGUGUGUGUGUAUGUGUGUAGUAUGGAGGAGAGUGCAGGAGAUCAGUGUCGACAGGCCAUAGAGAGAGCGCUGACCUAUCACCCUGACAACCCAGAGGCUCUACAGCUGAUGGCCAGCUACCUGUUCAGUACAGAGAAGAACCAGGUCAGUACACACACGGUAUGACUAUAAAUCAGAGGCAGUGUACGUCUCCUGCUAAGUUACCACCUUGUUAAAGCAUCGAUCAGAGUUAAUUAAUGUGAGAAAAUGGAAUCAUAUGCUAUUAAUCUGCUGAGCUAGGCACACACACACACACACGUUAAUCAGCUUAUGACAGAUAUUAAUGCAGAAUUAGUUAUGAAGCGGAUACAUUUGGGCACAGGGAUCACAUCUGACAAAGAGAGAAGGAGGAAAGAUGGGGAGAGGGAGCAAAAGAAAGAGAUAAGGGGAGAGAGAGAAAUGGUCUAUAACUGAACAAUCAGAGCCUUUUCCAUUUCCAUACAAUUGUACCAUAAUCUGCUAGUCCUAGCACUGCAAUGAGACAGGCCUCCAAUUCUUCAGAAAGCCUUAAUCUUUAGGGAGCAACAAUAACAGCUAGCUAGGGAUUUACUCCUCAUUUCAAAGAAGGGACGAGUUUUGGAAUACUGCAGCUCUUCUCAAGGUUACUUUUGUAAAUAUCUCCUCCAGCCAGCAGAUGGCACUGUGGCUCUAACCAAAUGGUGUUGAUUUGACAGUUCAGUGGAGCAGAUGUCUGAUUUUGUGUGUGUAGGAGGGGAGAGAGUACCUGAUGAGGAGUGUGGAUGUGUGGCUACCUGCCCUGAAACAGAGUGAAGCUCCACCCAGCAGAGAGGACAUAGAGGAGGAACACACACAGGUGAGAGACUAAACCCCCCCCCCCCCCCCCACACACACACACACACACACACAGGUGAGUCAGACAACCCAGAGAAUAAAAGUCAGAGGGCCAACUUAUCAUUCUGUGUGUGUGACUUUGUGUGUGUCUGUGUGAGAGAGACUCAGUGAGUGCAUGUGUGUCUAACUGGUGUUGUUCCCUUUCCAGAGUGACAUCCCACCGUAUGAAUCACGCAUCACCACGGCCAAACUCCUCGUAGAGGCAGAAGAGUACGAGGUAGGAGUAUGUGUGUGUAGGAUGAGUUUUCUCUGUGAAAAGGCCAGUGCUCUGUAUUCUUUACCCAGAGAGAGAGGUAGAUGGAGGGAGGAACGGCGAUGAGAGGAUGGAGGGCUUUAGAAAAGAUCUGGAGGGAUGAGGGAGGGAGAGGGGUAGAAAGGUUUGUGUGUGUGUCUGACACAUUGUUUGUCUUCAUCCUCAUGCAUGUGUCAGCAAGCCACACACACACACACUACAGACUCAGUGCAUCUAUUGAGGAAUCAGACACAAUUGAGUAGGAGGAGGAGAUGAGGAUGAUGAUUGCUGUGAGCCUGGAAACAUUCACCACCGAUAACAACAAGAUGGAAGCAGCAGAUAACUGGAGAACAGGAGAUGCAGGACAAGAUAACUCAGAGCUAGAAUAUCUGAGACUAUUUUAGUCUUCUAUUGUUAAUUUUUUUUUAUAAUUCUGUCUUCAGUUUCCACACAGCAGUGGUAAACCCAGAGGCAAGUCAUUAACAUCGCAGUUUUCAACUCUAAACAACACCAUUCUAACUCAUAAAUUAUCUAUUGACCAUGACCAGUUCUGUAUUGGUUGUUGAAGUCAAGGAGUAUUGGAAAGGAGGGAUAUUGACUGAUUAUUGAUAGUAAUCAUCAGAUUAGCUUAAUUGUGUAUUGAUGACUGUGUAAGCUGUCUUGUUGCUAUUUACGACCGUGUCUACAGAACACUUGGUUCUGAGACUAAUCAGACUCACUGAUCACAUCCAUUGAUUAAGGAGGCAGAGAGAGCGAGGUGUAUAUGUGUGACAGGAAACACCUCGCUCUCUCUGCCUCCACACACAUAACGAGCGACUCAGGCUAGGAGCAGGAUGUGCUUAAUGUAUAAUGAACAACGGAAAUUAUGGUUUGUGUGAGUUUUUUAUGAUUUCUCUCUCUCUCUCUCAGACAGCAGUAGAUGUGUUGGAGGGUCUACUAGAGGAGGAUGACGAGGUGGUGCAGGUGAGUCAUGAUGAUGAUGAUGAUGAUGGCAGUAAAAAAAAAUGUUUUGUUGUUGAAACAUCGACAUACAAAUGAUAACAUACAGAUGCACACAAUCAUCAACAUCACCCCUGCCCAGAUCCACCUGCUCACACCCCCAAUCUCCAGCACCCGCAUCACUCUCUGCCACAUGACCUCAGACUGCACCAUUUAGUUUCUCUCUGUCGCCCAAGCACUUUCAACAUUUAGAUAAUAAAGCAUUUGACCUUUCCAUUGUGUUAACGAUGAAGGAUUGGUUGAUUUCCAGUUUUAAGUAUCGUUUUUUCAAGAUGAUUGACGAGAAAAGUAUCGUCCAACCCAUCAGGUAUCUCACUGCACCCUCAUAUGCCAUGUCUUGAAAUAUACAGACAGACGGAUUAAAAUACAUUUACAUUGUAAUACUUCUGACAGACAACUUUCUAACUCUGCCCAUAACAUUUUGGACUUUACCAUUCCCAGAAGGCAUGGAUUAUUGAGUCAUUGUUAGUUUUACACUUAAGACAUGACUCUGCCGUUGUGAAGUAGAAUUUGUGGAUUUUGUCUCUUGUGUAAUAAAUUCUAUACAUUAGUUUAUACUGGAUUAAGCGUACAUUUUCGUUAACUGUCAAUUUGUUAGUUAUGUUCCAACAUUCCCUCCAUCUUGUGUCAAUAUCAGUUAUUUUUAAGUCUUGGUUCCAGUAUUUUUUUCUAAGAGAUUGUCAGUUGGAUAUGCUCUCUGUAAGGUUUUGCAUAUCUUAUCUAUCAUAUGAAUAUCCUUUUCUGACUCAAAUAGGAUUCCCUUAAGAUUGCUCUGAUGUCCAAAAGAUUUUGAAUAAAAAUGUGUUGAUAUGAAACUUUUAAUUUGCAUGUAUUUGAAAAUAUCUACAUUGGUCAGUCCAAAAUUCCUUUUUAAUUCUAUCAUGGUUUCUUUGCCUUUAGUUUUCCAUGUGGACCAAUUUAUCGGUGAAUUCUGAAAAGCUAUCCAAGGAUUGUUCCAUAGGGUUGUGUUUUUAGGGAGUGAUACGGUUCUUGUAGAAUAGGUUUCAUUUUGUUCCAUAUUGUUAUAGUGUUCUUAACUAUGAAGUUGUUCAUGUUUUUAGCUUUAUCCUUUGAAAAUAGACACAUGAAAAUAUUCUGGCACAGUUUUCUGUUGGUGAAGCGAGAAGGACACACACCUGCUUCUCUCUGCUUCAGAGCCAUAUUAGUAUUCUUUGCAAGAGGUGUGUGUGUGUGUGUGUGUGUGUGACGAUCUAACUGCAGUGUGCUCAUUCUUUCACACCCUCCCUCCUACACACCUCAGCUGACAGAUUGAGAGCAUUCACUUGGGUUCUGAACCUUUAAACUCAUUCAGGAGACACCUGUUCUAAGCAGUCACAAACACACACACAGUUUGAACUCUAUGAAUAUACAGUAGAGUUUUUGUUUUGUCAGCAGUGUUCUCGAGCACCAUCAGAAUAACCUGUAUAACACAACUGGAGAUGACGAUGACUCCUAGUCUAAACCCUCUAUCCACAGCUCAAACUGUAUUUGUGCUAACCAUUCUUUUUGAUGUCACCCACCUCGGUAACUCAUGCAUUGUUAAUGGACCCAAACAGCUGCCAGUAGUCAAGGUGGUGGUACCUAACUCCCUGUACAACAUUUUUGGCAAACUUAGAAUUCUGACUCUUUCUAAGUCUUUAUAUAGACCUUGUUAAAAACGAUUAAAGCUCUCUAGAACCAGAUGGUAUCUGUGACUGUUGCCUCGUCCAAGAGGACUGAUUGACACCUACCUACUGAACUGUAGGCUUAUCGUUAAGAGAGUGGGUGUUGUGAAUUCUGAGAAGUUUUUAAUUUGCUGGCUUGUUAAUUUGCUGAGACGAGUGGCGUGUGUGCUCGUGAAGAGUGUGUGUGUCUGUGUGUGUGCUUAGUUUAAUACAUCCAUAGUUUAAUACAUCCAUAAAUACUAGCAAAACAGACCAUAUUUCAUAAACACUUUCAAAGAGACUUGUUCUUUGAGGAAGCAAAGACGUUCUAAUUGAAGUGACACACAGGUCAGUGCCUGUAUUCAAAAGUUCGGAAACCGCAAUGCUCAACUUAAGUUACAGAGUUGUAGAUCAGGUCAUGAGAAGGAUGCUUCUUAUAAUUGUAUAAUCAUUCAAAAGGCAUAAAGUUAUGUUUAGCCUUCAAGCCUCUUGUCUGCAAUGAGUGUGUGCGUGCAUGCAUGUAAUGGGUCUACUGAUAGAGGUGGAGGUCUCUGUUGUUUUCUGCUGUAAAAUGAAUAAUAAAUGAGGGGAAUGUUAAUGUCCUGCUUCUGCAAGAAGUGUGGGUGGCUGAUCCUUGUCUUCAGAUGAGACACACACCCACACACACCCACACAUUUCUGAAGUACAAGUGUGCUAUGUGUUGUAGGUGGAGGGAUGGGGGUAAACUGUGUAGGGUGUAUUUAAUGUGGGUGUGUACAGUAUUGGUAUGAGGGAGAGGGAAUACAUCAGGUAGCUGAGAGGAGAGAUGGAAUGUGUGUAGCUGUGUUUUGUCCUUUAGUCUGUAAGUGGUGUGUGUGUGUGUGUGACAGCGCUGUCAGAUUGGCGCGUGGAGACGAAAGUUUGGGAAGACAAACUGCAGGAGCACAGGCCCAGCUCGUUACCAUAGUGGCAGCUCAUGAAGAUGCCGUGUGCAUUUCAAUCAGUGCCUCCGGUGCGCGUGCGUGUGUGUCUGUGUUAAGCCUGUUUGUCACAGUUCCAGGUACAGAUUUCACGCGGACUAGACAUCAGACAGUUAAAUGUGUUUCCCCUGUCACAGCUGAGCUCACUUAAUAAAACACACCUUUCUUUCUAUCUUCUCUCUCUCUCUCUCACAGGUGUGGUAUCUCUCAGGCUGGGUGUGUUACCUGCAGAUGGAGAGAGCGAAGGAGGAGAGAACAAGGGAGGAGAGAGAAGAGAGUGAUGAGGAGAGGGAGGAGUGUGAAGCGUUGAAGGAGGCAGCCAGAUCUUACCUGACCAAAGCCAAGAAGGUACACACACAAACACACUGACUUGUAUUGAUGUCAGUCUGUCUGGUCGAUAUUGUACUGUCAGCUUGUACAGUCAGCAAUACACACGUAUGAUACAGAGCUUCACUGCUGGCAGUGAUUCUGAAAUGUUAACCCUAUCUUAAUUGUUUUCUUACCUCAAGAGGAGCUAUGUGUCUGUCUUAGAAUUGUGUUACAAGCUAUACGGAGAGCCCUGUGAAGUAUACGAUUCAUGGAGUGUUUUUGUGGGUGUGGGUGUGGAUGUGUUUAACUAUACUUGUGGGGACCAGAAGUCCCCACAAGAAUAGUAAACAAUCAAAAAGGGUUUAGGGUUAAGGUUAGAAUUAGUUUUAGGGUUAGAAGCUAGGGUUAGUUUUAGGGUUAGGGUUAAGGUUAGGUUUUGGGGUUACGGUUAGGGUUAGGGAAAUAGGAUUUAGAAAUGGACUGAAUUGUGUGUCCCCAGAAGGUUAGUUAUACAAGACUGCAUGUGUGUUAGUGAUGCACAGGUCAGCUGUUUAUUCACUGUCCACAAUUGCUAAUAACCCAUCCGUAACCACCCAACUAUGUGAUAAAGUGAAAAUCUGAGGCCCGCAACCCGACCCUAACCCGCUAAUAUAGAAAAUACGCUGUACAGUCAGAUGCUGUAACGUUUUUUUGACGCCUAAUUUAGAUAGGCCUAUGUUUCUGCUUUCCGACAUUUUGUUAGGCUAUUUGUUACUCAUCUUGUCUAUAAUUAGAUACAUGCAGCUUCUCUUCUGUCAUUAUAUGUUGUCCUAGAAGACUAAAUAAACCCUUGCUCAACAGAAAAUAUGGAUGUAUACAUCAAUAGAAUGAAUGCUUCAAUCCAGUUGACAUCGAUAAAGUUAUUUCAUCUCUACUUCUCUCGCGCAGCAAUAACAAAAAAAACGAGAACGAUUUUCCAUGCAAAAUUUACAAAUUAAAUCAAUUUGACCCGUUUUAAGGGAGUUAAAAGCUGUGAAAACGACCCAACAUGUUUCUGUUAAGAUUUCAGUUUGGCUUGGAUGCAUAUUUUAUGUGUUUGAAAUACUAUCAGCUUUUUCGAUGCUGAUAAAGAUAGCACCUUUACAGACGGUCCCUAACCGCGCAUUCAUUCUCACAAGAUGCUGAAAUAAAUAAAUCGUAUUUCUCCACUGCUCUUUCCGAGUCAAAAUUUACAUUUGGUGUAUAAUUUUACUGCAAGAACUGCUUAAUUCUGCAGGAGUUAAUAUUAAGACUAUGUGAGAGGUUAUAGACCCACAGUUAGUGUCCAGAUUUCAGUUACUAUUCCAUUUAACCCAUCUGAACAGUACAGUUCCCAUGCAUUACUUUUCUGGUCCUCCCUUCUCUUUAUUUUAAACUCUCCAUUUCGCAGCUUUUCUCUUAUUGAAUUAUACUCCGACAGUGUCCUUUUUGCCUCAGCGGACUGACGUUAACUUUUUCUGCCAAUUUUCCCAAAAGCAUUUGGCAAUUGCCGUGUAUUUGGCGCCUGCACAGUUAGGCCCCGAAGCUUAGGCUUAUUCACUGAUGUCAGAUACAAAUAAUGGAAGAAUAACCCCAAUAUAACCUAUAGCUAUGAAUUGCACAAGAUUUAUACAUUUAUAAAUCCCGCCACCCACCCACCCUUAAUACACACAAUAUUUAAUGGCCAUAAACCCGCCCACCCUGUGGAUAUAACCACGGGGACUGCGGGUUUGUAUCAACCCACGCAUAACUAGUGUGUGUGUGUGUGUGUGUGUGUGUGUGUGUGUGUGUGAGAGUCUUCCCUCGUAACAGACCAGUGUUUGUGAGCGUGGUGUAAAUUAUUAAAGUGUUCAGUCUCAGAGUUAGUCAGAAACCCUGAACAUGUUAAUGAGGCCUAGAACCCACUGGCUUGUUUAGAUACAAGUCCACUUCUAGCAUACUUACAGUGAGGGAAAAAAGUAUUUGAUCCCCUGCUGAUUUUGUAUGUUUGCCCACUGACAAAGACAUGAUCAGUCUAUAAUUUUAAUGGUAGGUUUAUUUGAACAGUGAGAGACAGAAUAACAACAACAAAAAUCCAGAAAAAUGCAUGUCAAAAAUGUUAUAAAUUGAUUUGCAUUUUAAUGAGGGAAAUAAGUAUCUGACCGCUCUGCAAAACUUGACUUAGUACAUGGUGGCAAAACCCUUGUUGGCAAGCACAGAGGUCAGACGUUUCUUGUAGUUGGCCACCAGGUUUGCACACAUCUCAGGAGCGAUUUUGUUCCACUCCUCUUUGCAGAUCUUCUCCAAGUCAUUAAGAUUUCGAGCCUGACGUUUGGCAACUCGAACCUUCAGCUCCCUCCACAGAUUUUCUAUGGGAUUAAGGUCUGGAGACUGGCUAGGCCACUCCAGGACCUUAAUGGGCUUUUUCUUGAGCCACUCCUUUGUUUUGGGUCAUUGUCAUGCUGGAAUACCCAUCCACGACCCAUUUUCAAUGCCCUGGCUGAGGGAAGGAGGUUCUCAACCAAGAUUUGACGGUACAUGGCCCCGUCCAUCGUCCCUUUGAUGCGGUGAAGAUGUCCUGUCCCCUUAGCAGAAAAACACCCCCAAAGCAUAAUGUUUCCACCUCCAUGUUUGACGGUGGGGAUGGUGUUCUUGGGGUCAUAGGUAGCAUUCCUCCUCCUCCAAACACUGCGAGUUGAGUUGAUGCCAAAGAGCUCAAUUUUGGUCUCAUCUGACCACAACACUUUCACCCAGUUCUCCUCUGAAUCAUUCAGAUGUUCAUUGGCAAACUUCAGACGGGCCUGUAUAUGUGCUUUCUUGAGCAGGGGGACCUUGCGGGUGCUGCAGGAUUUCAGUCCUUCACGGCGUAGUGUGUUACCAAUUGUUUUCUUGGUGACUAUGGUCCCAGCUGCCUUGAGAUCAUUGACAAGAUCCUCCCGUGUAGUUCUGGGCUGAUUCCUCACCGUUCUCAUGAUCAUUGCAACUCCAUGAGGUGAGAUCUUGCAUGGAGCCCCAGGCCGAGGGAGAUUGACAGUUAUUUUGUGUUUCUUCCAUUUGCGAAUAAUCGCACCAACUGUUGUCACCUUCUCACGAAGCUGCUUGGCGAUGGUCUUGUAGCCCAUUCCAGCCUUGUGUAGGUCUACAAUCUUGUCCCUGACAUCCUUGGAGAGCUCUUUGGUCUUGGCCAUGGUGGAGAGUUUGGAAUCUGAUUGAUUGAUUGCUUCUGUGGACAGGUGUCUUUUAUACAGGUAACAAGCUGAGAUUAGGAGCACUCCCUUUAAGAGUGUGCUCCUAAUCUCAGCUCGUUACCUGUAUAAAAGACACCUGGGAGCCAGAAAUCUUUCUGAUUGAGAGGGGGUCAAAUACUUAUUUCCCUCAUUAAAAUGCAAAUCAAUUUAUAACAUUUUUGACAUGUGUUUUUCUGGAUUUUUGUUGUUGUUAUUCUGUCUCUCACUGUUCAAAUAAACCUACCAUUAAAAAUUAUAGACUGAUCAUUUCUUUGUCAGUGGGCAAACGUACAAAAUCAGCAGGGGAUCAAAUACUUUUUUCCCUCACUAAUUAUGUUAGCACUGUUUGUGUGAGUGUGCAUAUUUAAUUACAUUUGUGCAUGUGUGUGCCUGUGUAUGUGUCUGUGCACAUUUGAUUAUGUUCGUUAGAAAUAUCUCCAUUAUUCAUUUCCGCUCUGAUGAAUGUGCUUCGCCACAUUACUUCUAUAGAGACAGACCCUGUUUCUCUUCUGCUCCCUCUCAUGGAAGGUUACAGGGGGGGUUGGAUGAUGGUUGAAGGAUGGUUGGAUGAUGGUUGACCUUGACACCCCUCCAACCAUCUCUCAACUCUCCAAUUCUCCUCCAUCAUUAACCUUAACCUUUCUUCACCCUUCCCUCAACCAUACAUCAACCACCCUGAGAGGAGAGAAGAGGAGCUGUAAACUCAUAGCCCCUUAUAAAGCCAUAAAUAGCUGUAUGCAGUUGUAAUGUUUGUCACAGGACACAGGCAUGAUUGACACACAUACACACACACACACACACACACACACACACACACGUAGUGGUAGCCGGCACUUGGCGUAAAAUAUAUAUAUUUUUAAUAAAACUGUCCGGGAGAAGAAAAAUAAUCCUUGGCAAAAUAUUGCUUUUUGGAAAUACCAGUCAAUUUGACCACUAAUGCUUAUCGGUCUAUAGAUUUAUUUGCAUAAUUUAGUGGAAUUAAAUUGGCGCGUGUGUACUUUUGUUAGUCGUUAUGUUUAUCACAUGCUCACAGCAUACAGAUACAGAGCCUAUGAGAGGAAGAUCUGUCAGACAGUGUGAGAGCUACUGCUACAGCUUCUCAAACAGCUCAUUAGCUGCUGCUGGAGUGAAACGUGCUUUUAUAAGACCAAUCAUUACGUAACAAUUCUAAAUCAAGAUUUAAAAAGAGCUAGGCCUACUAUUUAUAUUUCUCAACUGGUAGGCCUUAUUGAAGCGCGCUUCCCAUUCGCCAUUCAAGUGCAUGUAGGCAACGUUAGGCAGGCUUCAGCGCGUCACACAUCACUUUGCAAUGACCUGGAAGCAGUAUGCAUUUUGAAAACAUACUUAAUUGUUUGAAACCUGAACAGUUUACUUCAUAUGAUGAGGCAUGUCUUCCCUUGCUUCAAAGUAAAAUCUGACUGUAGAAACAUGGAGGCAAUUAUUCUAUAAAGACUUCGAUAUGCAAUUGAAGCCAGUAGCCUAUUUCUCUCAUGUUCUAUUGGUUUUCAAAUUAACUUUCUUUCAUUGUCCAGUAGCCAAAGGCACAAUCAUAGUAAUAUUAGCAACCCAUGGUAGUUGUUGCAUCUUUAGAUCUCCCCUCUUUCUACAUUUCUAAUGGAUAUCUUUUUCAUCUCUGUCACAUGAAACCACUCGCAUGUGCUUUUGACAACAGUGUCUUACCGCUAAUUGAAUUAUGGAACGAACAUUUGCGCGUAGCCUUGUGCGGAUUGCUACGCUUAUAAUGUGAAGAAUUAAUAGUUUAUCAACGUUCUGAUCUGUUGCAUCAGCCUCAUUGCUUAUACAUUUUUUUAUGUAGCCUAGGCCUACUGGUUGUAUGAAUUUGGGAUAUAUUGUCCCACAACUGUCUGUUUGGAAUAGGCUAUUUCUUUCUCAACAAGCUGACCAAUAGAAUAGGUAAACCUUUCUACUAGGCUAGUGAUUUUGCUGUUCGUUACUCGUCUUGUUGGCUGAGGAAAAGUUAAUGUGGCAGUUAUUCUAACAUCUUCAAAUUGCGCAUCGGAAUUCGGUAAGAAGGACGCACACCGUUGCAUCCUUGACUUGCAUGUUCUGAAUAACCGUAAUCUAAAUGUGAGUUAUGUCAUUUUGAGCACCGUGGGUGGAAGCCCUAAUCAGGUUACGCACCCAAUGCAUAUAGGUCUGGUAAAUUUCUCAAAUGUCCGUUAAAUUAAAAUGCUGCCGGUCAAAUGUCCGGUGCCACAUUUUCCUAAUGGAAACCCUGACACACACACACACACACUAUUAACACUUCACCACUCCUGGAGUUCACUCACGCUUUUCAGCCACAGCAUUAACAUUACAUCACACACAUACCCUCCAACCCAUCCAUACCCUAAGGGAUCUCCUCUAGCUCAUCAAAGAGUAAAACGCUUGACCUCCUCUUGCUCCUUCCCACACACUCAUUUACACACAUACACACACUCUUUUACUCCACACACAUAAUGCUGCCUCUCUCUGUGAUGUUGUUACGAUUGAUUUCACCUCCUCUGCUGUUAACCAUACCCCACCAUCCCUCAGCCCUCUACUCCCCUACACUCCACCUCUCACAUCAUUCCCUACCCUGCUCUCCUCCUCUCCUGAGAGAGUGUGUGGGGGUGUGUGUUCUAGGUUGGAGUUUGAGCAGUGAUCUGUCACACAGACAGGAAGGUCACUUGUGGAGCAGAGAGAGAAGGCGGGGGGCGAGAAAGAUGGUGAAGAAAGAUGGAUAAAGAAAGUGUGGGUCAGGAGGAAAAGAGAGAGGGUGAAGGAUGAAGGGAGUGGAGACACAGCAGGAGAGAGUUGUGGGAAGUUUGAGAGGGGGGAUUGUGAUUUAGAGGGAGGUGAGGAGAAAGUCCUUGAUCUCUAUUAGAUUCACCCAAAGAAGGAAAGAGAGAAAUUAAGUCUGUCUCUUUCUUUCUAUCAUUCAUUUUGCAUCAAGGGCACAUCGACUCUUGCUUUCACAAUUUCUGCUGUGAUUUUUUUAAUGAGAUAUGUGCCAUUUAUUGUAUGUACAAAUACACUUGGUCAACCUGAACCUCAAGGAAAGAGGUAGGGAUCUGGAUAGUGAGGGGAGGGAGAGAAAGAGGAAGGAGGGGAGAGAGGGUGAGAUAAUUUAAGGGUUAAUUUCCCUCCUCUCUCUUCACAGGUCAAAACCCUCACCCCCUGUCACAAUGACUUAGGAAAGACGCGUCAUUGGGAGUGAAUGUGUGGUGUGUGCCCAUUUUUGUGUGUGUGUGUGUGGCAGUGGCCAGAUGUGCCUCAGAGACUCCAGGCUUUGAGGGAAAGCUUCUUGGAUUAGACCAGAGAAUCUGCUGACCCGUGAUACACACACACACACACACAGACCAGCCAACCUGUGAAAGAGAAAGACACAAACACACUCUCACACAUACACACCACACAGAGCAGCCAACCUGUGAAAGAAGGGAGGAAAACUUGCAGCACUCUAAAUGAGAAAUGUGUUUAAUUGAUUGUGUGGCUUUGCUGAGCUCAGCACUCUUCUCUAUAAUGUAUACCACUGUUUAUUUAACUAACGGCUAUCACAAUGAAAAAUGAUACUCUCCUGGCAGAUGCGUUCCUUUUUCUAAAUGAGCAUUCCAUAAACAUCACAGCUUAUGUUGAAUAAGUACAUUUUAUCGAUAUAUCAUGCUACUCAAGUGAUCAGCUUGAAAAUGAAGAACAUCCACUGUCUCCAAAUGAGCUCCUAGGGGGCCAAGCGUCCUCAGUCAUGGUCUACUGCCUGGUGACUGUUCCUGAGGCGACACCAACGCGUGCACGUACGCACACACACAAACUAUUUUGGCCGGGUUACACUGUCAGUGUGAAGGUGAUCUGUUUCUGAUGCUGUUUGUACUUUGUGUGUGUGUGUGCGCGUGCAUGCGAUGAUACAGAAUAAUGCAGUUCAGCCCAGAUUCCCAGACCUGCUUAUCUCCCUCACUAGAGGAGAAGUGGUUUGGAGCAAAAGGAAUGAAUCUGUGUGUGUUGUGAUUGCUGUAGUGUGUGUGAUGGUGGGUUCCGUUCUGUUAUCAGUCCAGUGCUUCCACUCAGGCAGAGAGAGUAUUAUACGGCGGGAAAUCUACUGGUCCCCUCUACAAUAGGCUUUUAUAAUGGUCCCGCUUCACAGCGCAUUUCACUGAGAUAACAACAGCAAUACUGUGUAUGUGAGAGAGAGCAGAGAAAAAUCCUAUCCUUGUUCAGCUGAGCCCAAUACAUCAGGAAAGAGGCAUUUGGUAGCAGUUUUCACAUUAAGUCCUGGUGGAAACGUGCAUGUAUGUAACAAACUGUGUGUCUCUCUCCAGCUGUACGUGAAGUUGCGCUGUGACGACGGGCCCAUACUGGAGCACAUGGAGCAGCUCCUGGGGGAACUGGGGGGGGAGACGGAGGGGGAGGAGGGGGAGACAGACCCUGCCCUGGACGAAGACUUUGAGCCCAACAGUGACGAUGAGGAAGAGGACGCCAUGGAACAUUGA
Molecule: messenger RNA, 23610 nt
Organism: Coregonus sp. 'balchen'
Lineage: Eukaryota; Metazoa; Chordata; Actinopteri; Salmoniformes; Salmonidae
Source: the annotation of a GenBank genome assembly